GACAGACAAAGAACCUCUGGGUUUAUAAAGUACGUAGCCCGCCUUCGCUCCUCUCCCCCAGGGAUAACAUACAAAAGGGGAGAGGGAAGGGGGCAAAUCAAAUAUAAAGGUCAAGAAACCAACGAAGAAGAAAAUGACCAGAGGACGAGGCUGCACAUCAAAAUACUUUAAAAAAAGAAAUACACAACGAGGCUCUACACACACAGGACGUGACCACAUCUGAGAUGAUGGAGGGGAAGAACAGCGUUGGACAUUUGAUGGAGGAAGACGUGGUGGAUGUGCAAAUCAGACCCAAAUGGGCAAAUGGUCAGUGUGUUCUGGCGAUGCCGACCUCUUCCACACUUAAUCCAAGUUUUGAUCUGUCCCAGUGUCGGGCCAAGCUGGAGGAUGAUGGCUUUGAGAUUCCAGUCAGAGACAUGGAGGCUGCACUGAAGACAGCUCUAGACGUCCCCUCAGUCAGGAGAUACAUGGUUUUCAAUUCGGCACUCUUCCAUUUCAUAUUUGCACCGAUCCUCUACAUGGUCGUGUGGUGCGCUGUGUUUUCCACGCUCCACACCUACAUCACUGUGAGUGACUACUGGGUCCUCUGCCUCUCUGUCAGCCUGGUCGCUAUCUUCAUCACCACAGCCAUCAUCUUCAUCCUCCAUCACAGUAACAAAGAUAUCAACAUGAACCUGGACGUUCGGUUAAUCCAGGUGAAUGAGAGGAUGUCGAAACACAAGCUGCUGGUGGCCGUUGCUGACUGGGUGCAAAACUGCAAUGGAAACAUGAAGCUCUACUUUGUGUACUGGGACAUGUCCCACUGCCUGAGAGCUCUGACUGAAACUUUAGAGGAGCUCAGCUUUGUGGGGAAAGACAUCCAGAAAAAAAUGAAGAAGAAAAUGUCACAUCUAGUCCUGGUGACCGAGGUAAACCCUGAGGGCAGUGGGUCAGAUAUGGAACAGGACUUGGAUGAACAGAGGCCUCUGCUGGGAGAAGAGGAGAUGAGCUGCAGUACCACAUCCAGCCAGCGGGAGGACGCCAAAGUCACCACAAGUAACAUCCUGCUCCCUGAUGAGUCACUACCUGUGCAGGCCAAAGCCUACCAGCUUCUGAUGACCUACAGUGCUGCUUAUGUGAAGCUGCUGGUGUCACAGAGGCUGUCACGACCUCCACACCACCGCCUACAUCCCGAGAGGAAUCACUGCAGCACCGCCCCCCUCUGCCUCUGUCAGUUCAUCAAAAAGAAGAUCCUUCAAUGACAGAGCUGACCAGCGUCAACACGGGGAGCUGGACUGAUGGACUUUUACACUGCAGACAAACUGAGGACGGAGCAUUUCUGUGACAAACAUGGUCAUUGUUACAUGUUCUGAUCAAAUGAAGGACCUGUUUGGAGCUCCACACUCUGAUUUCUAGCCACUGCACCUCUGCUGUUGUGUGCAUGCCAGCUCUGUGUUUGCACCACCUGGGUCCAUCUGAUCCCAACAAUCUCUGCAACCUGCCAAAAGCUGUCAUGCAGGGAACACACUGAGGUCUACUCCAGCUGCUGUAAAACAACAUUUGUACAUUUUGUACACACGACAAUUAACGCUGUUUAAACUGUUUGCAUAAGUAUUUAUUAUCUCUCCGUGUAGUUUCAUUUCGACAGAUUCUGCAGAUUUUGCCUUCCUGGUUAAAGUGAAUUUGAUUGUGAGAAGAAAUGUGCUUAUCAAA
Molecule: messenger RNA, 1692 nt
Organism: Notolabrus celidotus (New Zealand spotty)
Lineage: Eukaryota; Metazoa; Chordata; Actinopteri; Labriformes; Labridae
Gene: tmem268
Product: transmembrane protein 268
Exons: 9
Coding region: 225-1241 (338 amino acids)
Source: RefSeq, a predicted model, not a curated record